AUGCCUGAAGCAGCAAAGUCCGCGCUUAAGAAAGACUCAAAAAAGGCCGUCACUAAGACUGCAGCGAAGAGAGGAAAGAAGCGCAGGAGAUCCAGGAAAGAGAGCUACGCUAUCUACGUCUACAAAUUGCUGAAGCAGGUUCAUCCUGACACCGGGAUCUUCUCCAAGGCGAGCUAUAGCAUUAUGCCAGAUCCAGCGAAAUCCGCUCCCAAGAAGCGCUCAAAGAAGGCCGUCACUAAGACUGCAGCGAAGAGAGGAAAGAAGCGCAGGAGGUCCAGGAAAGAGAGCUACGCUAUCUACGUCUACAAAGUGCUGAAGCAGGCUCAUCCUGACACCGGGAUCUUCUCCAAGGCGAUGGGCAUCAUGAACUCUUUCGUCAACGAUAUCUUCGAGCGCAUCGCGGCUUUGAAGAUUAGCAUAGAGAAGUGA
Molecule: messenger RNA, 429 nt
Organism: Sinocyclocheilus anshuiensis
Lineage: Eukaryota; Metazoa; Chordata; Actinopteri; Cypriniformes; Cyprinidae
Product: histone H2B-like
Exons: 3
Coding region: 1-429 (142 amino acids)
Cellular component (GO): nucleosome
Molecular function (GO): DNA binding; protein heterodimerization activity; structural constituent of chromatin
Source: RefSeq, a predicted model, not a curated record